CUUUCUGCAAGUGGGCAGAGCAAACAGAGAGGCUCGUGCGCUGUGGCUGGCUGAAAUCAUUCCAGUCUGCUCAACGCAGCGACGUCUCCACUCGCUCUUUCCCUGGAUUUUGAGUCCUUAUACCGCCCGUAUAUCAUCACCGUGGGCUACCGACAGAAACCAUUAAAAAGGAUGCAACAGGUCGGACUCAGUCCGCUGAGAUGUUACUGAGCGAUGAGGAUGGGUCAGAGAAGGAAAUCCCGUCGGUGAGGCAAACGAGCCGUGCGCCACACCCCAAAAACCACCACAGCUACACCGACUGACGCAGCCAUGCCCCGCCUGCCCUCCUAAAUCUCCUCCCCAGCUGCCAUACCUCCCCUCGGUCAAAUCAGAGUCACAGCAGCCCCAACAACUCCCUGUAAAGUCAGCAUGGCUACACCCUUCCUGUGGAAGCUGUCAUCCCAGAAGCUGGGCUUCUUCUUGGUCAGCUUUGGGUUCAUCUGGGGCAUGAUGCUGCUGCAUUUCACCAUCCAGCAGCGAGCCAGCCAUGAAAACAGCGCUGUGCUGAGGCAGCAGAUCCUGGACCUCAGCAAGCGCUACAUCAAGGCCCUGGCUGAGGAGAACCAAAGUGUCAUGGAUGGGCCCUAUGUGGGUACCAUGACCGCUUACGAUUUGAAGAAGACUCUUGCAGUGCUGCUGGAUAACAUCAUGCUGAGGCUUGGCAAGCUAGAGUCCAAGGUGGAAAACAUCUACAACGGCACAGGGGGCAACCUGACCAACGGCACCAGCACUGCCACGCCCAGCGCCACAAAUUCAGAAAAAGUCAACGUGGCAGACCUCCUAAAUGGAGCCCAGGAGAGGUGCGAUCUGCCGCCUUUGGAGGGUUUCCCUCACUGUGAGGACAAGGUUAAGUGGAUGAAGGAGAUGUGGCGCUCAGACUCCUGCUAUGGCAACUACGGCGUGGAUGGAUCCACAUGCUCCUUCUUCAUCUACCUCAGCGAGGUGGAGAACUGGUGUCCUCGCCUGCCUUGGAGGAUAAAGAACCUGAAUGAAGAUUUAGACCGGAGGGGACAGGCGGAGGUCCGGACCAGUUUCGAGGAGCUUUACCGUGUGAUGUCACAACGCGAGGAGUUCCGCUGGAUGAUGCUGAGGAUUAAACGCAUGGCUGAGCCGUGGGUCAGCGCCAUCCGCUCGCUGGCUGCCAAGCAGAACCUGGCCCGGCGUCGGAGGAAGAAGAUCCUGGUGCACUUGGGCCUGCUGACCAAAGAGUCAGGCUUUAAAAUAGCAGAAAACGCCUUCAGCGGUGGCCCAUUGGGAGAGUUGGUCCAAUGGAGUGAUCUCAUAACCACGCUGUACCUGCUGGGCCAUGAUGUUCGCAUCUCAGCCUCCCUGGCGGAGCUCAAAGAGAUUAUGCGCAAGGUCAUGGGGAACAAGUCCAGUUGCCCGACGCAGGGUGACAAGGUGGUUGAGCUCAUCUACAUUGACAUCGUGGGCCUCACCCAGUUUAAGAAGACGCUGGGACCUUCCUGGGUCCACUACCAGUGCAUGUUGCGGGUGCUGGAUUCGUUCGGGACGGAACCAGAGUUCAACCACGCCCACUACGCCCAGUCCAAGGGUCACAAGACGCCCUGGGGGAAGUGGAAUCUCAACCCGCAGCAGUUCAACACCAUGUUCCCGCACACCCCAGACAACAGUUUCCUGGGCUUCGUCGUGGAGCAGCACCUCAACGCCAGCGACAUCAGACACAUCGAUGACAUCAAGAGACAGAACCAGUCACUAGUCUACGGCAAGGUCGACAACUUCUGGAAGGACAAAAAGAAAUACCUUGACACCAUCCACAGCUACAUGGACGUCCACGGCACCGUGCACGGCACCAGCACCGUGCACCUUCCGAGCUACGUCAAGAACCACGGCAUCCUGAGCGGCCGAGACUUGCAGUUCCUCCUCAGGGAAACCAGGUUGUUUGUGGGUCUGUCCUUCCCCUACGAGGGUCCUGCCCCCCUGGAGGCCAUCGCCAACGGCUGCGCUUUCCUCAACCCCAAAUUCAACCCUCCAAAGAGCAGCAAGAACACCGACUUCUUCAAAGGCAAACCCACGCUGAGAGAGCUGACCUCUCAACAUCCGUAUGCUGAGGUGUACAUCGGUCAGCCCCAUGUGUGGACGGUGGAUAUCGAAAACUCUGCUGAGGUGGAGAAGGCCAUUCGCUCCAUCCUCAGCCAGAAGAUUGAGCCCUACCUGCCCUAUGAGUUCACCUGCGAGGGUAUGCUGCAGAGAGUCAACGCCUUCAUUGAGAACCAGGACUUCUGCCACGGUCAGGUGAUGUGGCCCCCUCUCAGCGCUCUGCAGGUGAAACUGGCCGAGCCGGGCCACUCCUGUAAGCAGGUGUGUCAGGAGGAGCAGCUCAUCUGUGAGCCCUCCUUCUUCCAACACCUCAACAAGGACAAGGACCUGGCCAGGUUUGGCGUGGACUGUCAGACGGUGGAGUCGAGUGCAGACACGCUGGUCCCGGCGUACAGCGAGGCUCGCCACCACUGCAUCUUCCAGUCUGACCUGCUGCUGUUCAGCUGCGCCGGCGCCCACCAGUCGCUGCGACGCAUCUGCCCCUGCCGUGACUACAUGAAGGGCCAGGUGGCGCUGUGCAAAGACUGCCUAUAGCACCAACACCCAGGCUGAAGGGAGGGGGGGGCUGACCGAGAGAUAGGACGGUGUUCAGGCGUGGCUGGAUGCCGUUUAACGAAGUCGGAGUAGCUCGAUGAGCGUGUUUGAGAGACAUGCAGCUGUCAAUCAAACACACACACCAGACUUUUGUGGGAAGCUGUCUGCGCAGAAAAACAUUCCCAGGACUGCGUAUGUUCAUCAUAUUUAUUGUUUUCCCCGGCUGCUGGAGGUAAAGCAGCCCAACCUGAGCAUCCGUCAACCCUCUGGUUCACCAGCGGCGGCGCUGCAAGUCCCGGAAGCGGUGUAAAAUUACUUGAAUCAACAAAAGGAGUCGUCUUUAAAACCGCAGCCUCCUUGGUGGACUGCACAUCAGUGACUGCCUGCCUGUUUGUCUUCAGGUUCAUCACGGCAGCAAGGCACCAAGGAGACUCAACCACCCUUCCUGACAGCCACCUCCCCCCCCCCCCCCCUCCCACUCCAACCCCUCCAUCCACCACCCCUGGUCAAAUCUGAAGCUGUUUAUUCAUUCUUUAGGUAGGUUUGCACUGGACUGACAUGCCUGAAGGCAGAGAGAGACACACACACACGCACGCACGCACGCACGCACACACACGCACACACACACACACACACACACACACACACAGGCUAACAGACGGCGGCUAAAGAAGAACCCAGUUUUACACUGUAACCAACUCGUUCCUCUCUUCUGGACCAGCACGAUGAGAGCGGACGUAUGUAACGUAGAGAUCUAGAUUUUUAUUCUGGAAGUUUUAGCAUUUCCAGACACGUACCCCAGACUUAAAGGCAGUCCUCAUUCCCUCUUAAAAGACUGAAAAGUCCAGUUGUGGAUCAGUCACCGGCAUGGUCCGCCCCUUGAUUUUCAUACAUUCACUUUUAAAUUGCACACUUUAUUUUAAAUGACUUUUAUCAAAAAGAGGAUUUAGUGUGUGUGUUUCUACAAAAGGCCAGUAGGGGAGCGUAACAUUUCUUUUCCGUUCCGACUGUUGCAGCAGUAUGCCAUGCGGUACUACGCACACAUUGAGAGGCGAGGAUCAGGGAGGGGCUAAAGCUGAAGCUGUCGUGUACGGAGUGGCCGCAUCGUAGGAUGUCGUGACGUUUUCGUCGUAGAUGAUAAACCGUCGUCAGUAGCAGUGGUAACACCUAGAUACACCGCAGCCCAGGCGAGGAAGCCUCUACAACACGUUUGGUUUGUCUGUGUCUACACAAACUGUUAGAAUACAGAAACACAGAUCCACACUCCUCUAACAUCUUGCCAGACAAAAGCUGUAAAUCCUUUCAAGCUAACUGUAAGCAACAAAAACAUGCCAACGAAGCGUUCCUGCAACGCAAAACCUCGCAUCUCCUCAUUUAUUUCGAUAAUUGUUAGGAUGUUAAUUUGCCUGCAGAUUUGCGAAGAAAAAAAAUUGAGAUAAAAGUAAAAUUCGUAGUUCUUGUGGUGAAAAGCAAUGCACUACGGUAAUCCAUUUGCAGAGGUUUAACAAGAUAUUAGUAACACUGUAUAUUGUUCAUAUGGGUUUUAAAGGUUUUCUUUUGUAUUUAUUUACUAUACAGAUCUUUAUCUCUGUGUUUGCUGGAAAUCUUUGUUUUUAAUUUAUAGGAGGGGUGUCUCUUUUUUUCUCUCUCCUUUUUAUAGAUUUUUAUUUAUGGAUAGUAAUUUAUAAAAAAAUAAAAAAAUAAGCUUGUUUGUCUGUGAGUGUAUGACCGGGAGGAGGGAGGCGUUGUCUGCCUCUGUUCAGCUCUCAGCAGUGAUGUGAAAAGACCUUAUAGAUUCGAGUUUCGCUGGUUAUUUCAUGAUUGACUUAGCAUUUUUAUAGAAUUUCAUUUCUUUAAAAAGCUAAAAACUUGGGGAUUGGUUUUAAACUGAUAUCUUUAGUUUUUUUUAAACUUUAACUGUAGAAUAAGACUUGUCUAAAUCUUUUCAUCAUCACUGUGUGGUUAAAGAUGGACAGCAGUGGACCAACAUGCCUCGUUUCAUUGUUAAAGCCAGCAGGAGCCUCAUACACUCUGCUUUUAUUUCCAAUCUCAGUUUUUCUGUUUGCACACGUGUAAAUUCAGAUUGAACGGCACCGUCCAGCUACAGUACGCCACCUGUACUUUGUCAGUGUCGCCUCAGACUGUUUUUAUGUUGUUUUUUUACUUUUGUAAACAGGUCCAGUGAUCUGCUGCCAAUUUAGUUUUUCAAAAAACAUGAUGUGCCUUUUUCAUGGUUCAACUUUGGGUUCUGCUUGUGUUUAAUUAUGGGCGAGCUGUUUGAGCCUGACAGUCGGCUGUGGUGUUCCCCGGCUUCAGGUCAACAUCACUUGGGACCUGAUCAAACACAGCUUAGCACUCGUGAUACAGCUUUCACUCCCAAAUGUAACCAUUUUCUGUUUUCUGAAUCAGAUUUAUCUUUUGCUUAAAUUGAAAUAAUUUUAAUUAUGUAUCUAUCUUUAAUUUAUUACAAUUAAAAUCGGUUCAUUGAAUCGCUCCAAACCUUGUGAUUUGUUCCAUUUGGUUGCUGAGUUGCUUAGGUCUGGAAAAGUAAACUGAUUGGCCAUUCAUAGAACUAUAAGAAAGGAUGAUACCAGUGUUUGUUGACUUCAGCGAAUGUUUACCUUCCAUUUUUGAAAAUGCCAGUAGCCUAUCAGUGGAUGUACAUGUUUAUAGUAAUUGGAUUACCAUUACCUUCCAGCAGUAAUUUGAUUUCAGAAACAUCCAUGUAAACUCUUCAUUUGGGAACCUUUUUUUCCCCAGUUAAUCAAUUAGAAAUGAGUUUUCUACAUGACUAAAAACCAUGUAUAAACUGGUGAGUAAUCAGAUUAAUGCAGCACACUGAUUUUAUUACCUUAAACUGAUUACUCACAGCAGUGACUUCCUGCGAUGAGUUCUGACUCUACGCAGCAGUGAUAUAGUAAGAAAGAAACGACAGUGGUGUUAUCCUUUCAUUUACAUCAUAAGGCUUAUGAUAUUCUAUAGUGGUGUUAUUUUCAAAACGUCCCAUGUGUGGACCAAAACCAACAAUGUGUUAGGCCGUCUCUCAAUACUUUAACUUCCCUACCUGUCUGUGGGAUUUGCUGACAAUAACAAAAAUAUAGAAUAUCACCUCUUAUCCUUGUACACGUCAAACACGUGUACAGUAGUGAAACUUGGCUUCAGUUAUUUUUCAAUAAAAAGCAAGAAAGUCUGUCAAAGCUGUUCCGUUGCAUUAUGUAACCUUCUGUUAGUCAGGCUUAUUCUGAGCAUGCUGUCCAUCAGAUUAUCAACUGUUUGGUUUCAAAAGAACAAAAUGGUUUCUUCACCAUAUCUGUCUUUGUUAACCUCAGCAUUGAAUGUCUCCAUUGUAAAAAAGAAAAAAAGAAAACUAGACCAGCUACUUACAGUCAUGCAAACAUGUAUCAAUCUUUGUGUUUUAAUCUGUCGGUUAGCAUCCAGUGUCUGAAUCACUAGAGCGGUGAUGAUUGUGGUCCAAGCGGCGAUAGGUGAAAAACGCAAUGACAACAUUUUCAUUUUGUUUUCACAGUCCUUGACGAGUAAGAGGGAUAUAACUUUAUUUUUAAAUAAACUUUUUUUCUGUGACAAAAGG
Perca fluviatilis (European perch) is the source of this 6223-nucleotide messenger RNA. RefSeq names its product alpha-1,6-mannosylglycoprotein 6-beta-N-acetylglucosaminyltransferase (gene mgat5). Gene Ontology annotation, cellular component: Golgi apparatus. Gene Ontology annotation, biological process: protein N-linked glycosylation. The transcript has 17 exons. Lineage: Eukaryota; Metazoa; Chordata; Actinopteri; Perciformes; Percidae. Bases 409 to 2634 code for a protein of 741 amino acids. The record is from RefSeq and is a predicted model, not a curated record. Gene Ontology annotation, molecular function: alpha-1,6-mannosylglycoprotein 6-beta-N-acetylglucosaminyltransferase activity.